ACAAUGGUAUCUUUUUUUAUUUAUCUAUAUUGCAACUUGCUGUUUAAAGUUGGUCUCGUAAUUUCGUGUGUGAUUUUUACGUUUAUUUUUUUACUUUCUGAGUGAAUUUUAAAAUGUAUACUGUUUCUAAGGGACCCAGCAAAAUUGUAGCCAAAACUCGAAGAGGCCUCUCACAGAACUUAGAAAGAUUGGACAGCCGUAAAGAUCACAAUAGGAAGUCAUCAGAGUCUGAUAAUGGAGAAAUCAUCAACAUGCCCAAGCCUAUUUUUCAUUCCAAUGGUAAAAAGACAAUUCACCAAAGAAUACAGCACCAUGUGAUUACGCCGCAACAUGAGGAAAUUAUCAGAUUUAUCAGUGAAACUUGGACACAGUCAACAUACGGAGAAAGUGAGCCCACAACACCAACCAGUACAAAUGAAUCUGGCAGCUCAUCGCCCGCACCUCCAUCCAACCUGUACUACCAGGACGAUGCCCCCAGCCCCGUGCUCAGAGACUUCAAACCCUUUGACCUGGAGACCUGGUGGGGCAAGCGACUCUUCCAGAACAUCACCAACUCUCUUUGAGGUAGCAAUGUCUAAUACAAAGAUGAUGAAACAUAAAAGUUGGCGGUAGCAUAAGUCACAAUCAUCUGUAGUUUACUAAAUUUUUAUUUAAACCGGACCUUAUUUACAAAGGAAGCAGCCGUUUUGCUGUGCACCUAAUUUAGUAACUGGUUUUGUUAUAAUGGACAAGUAGAGUCUGUGUUUAUCCUGAUUUUUCUAGUUUUAACUGACAGGUAGACAAACUUAAGGCGGUGUCACCCUGUCAAGAAACAUUGAAAUAACUAUUAGAUCUGAAUACAGUUCUCAAUUAGACUAUCUAUGGGUUUUUUGUUUCAACAAAGCAUUAUAAACCCAUGGUCUUCUUAAUUGUAUGGAAUAUUGAAGUUAGUUAUGUGACAUUUUUAGAAACUGUCCAAUCUAAAAGUAUCACUAUACAAUUAUUUUGAAAGUAAACAAAUUUUAUCUUAUUGAACAGAUAAUAAUGUGAAUUUGUAAAAAAAAGUUAAGUAAUCUACAGUUGAUUGUGGAUCUCAGUAGUUAUGUCAUAUCAUAUUAAGUAAAAAUUUUCCAAAAGCUCAAUUUCUUUUGCAUUGUUACUGUGAACCAAUAUUCUUUAAGAUUGUUAUGUUGUGUGAAUGUUAUAGAUUUUGAUUGAUGAUAAUGGAUUAUAUAUCGAAUUCUGAUCGACCGUUUACCAAAGAGUAUCUUUCCUGUUAGAUGUACCAGAGAGAAACAUAAUAUUUUUGCCAAAUGUACAUUAAGAGCCAAAUUAUUUACUGUGAAUUUAUUAAGUAGCAUUGUUCUACCGUGUCUAUAUCACAACUGUAAUGUUACAAACUGUGACAUUAUUUUUUUGCAGCUAUUUUACAUAGCUAUGCCUUUUUGCAAUAAUUGCAUAUUGCAACCAAUACUUUAAAGUGCCUAAAUACAGCAAUAGUGUAAACAGUAUUAUAUACAUUGUUAUGUGACAGAAGGAAUAUUGUUAAAUUGUAAAUAUGUAAAGGUUUCGCAUUACUUAUAACCCAAUCAUGUACUUGAGUAUCAAUUUCAUACAUGUUUCACUUUUUUUCGCGUAGCCAGGUAGCUAUAAAGCUAAGGUAGCUAUCCAGAGAGGUCUCAUUGGGAUUUUUUUGUAUUUAUUUCGACUUUCUCGUUUGUUAAGUGGUCCCAAGUGCAACUACCGAGUAAAAAACUGUCCCAGGUCUGCCAUAUUGGAGUCAUUUUCGGUUUUUCGAAAAUUUCUCAACACUGUCUGGAAUUAUACCCGAUGACCCAUCAUAGGGUAUUAUUCAAGACUAGUUCUCACCUUGUCAUCCCUGUCCUCUGCCAAUCCCCUAGGGGAUUAGAAAGCGUAACGUCAUGUUAUGUUUUUUUUAACAUUUUGUAAUUAUGUACAUACACAAGUUAUUAGCAGUUGCUAUGCACCUUUAUAGUUUCAUUUUUAUGUGUAUACUGUAAAAUACAAUAGAUUAUUUUAUUGAAAGUCAACUUGCACAGUUGAUACCUUAUUCUACAGGCAGAUCGCGAAUCCAACGUGUGCAUGAAUUAAUCUCUUGUCACCUCGAAUUGUAUCAUCACAAAAUUAAGUAUCGACUCAAGCUUUUGCCUAAUUUUUUUAUUAUAUUGUUACCCAAAGUUCCUGUUCGAGAUAUUCGAUAAGUUACAACUCGAAAGAUUUAUGUGAAAAAUAGAUUUUUAAUGAAAGUGUUACUGUUGUUGUUGUAUAAUGUUAAAUCGAUUGUUUUCAAUGUUUAUUUGUGUUAUCAAAGCUUCUGAUGCUCGAGGCUGAACGAUGUCUUCCAUAACAAUGUAAUCUAGUCUGGCUGAGGUUUGUUACAUUUUAAAACCAUUUUUUUACACAUCUUAAGUAAUAUUAAUAACUGAGUCAAGGUUUGAUAUCGCCCGUACGUAUGUAUGAGUGUGUAUCGUUUCAUAAAAGUACAUACAAUUUAAUAUGUAACAAACUAUAGCCAGUUUAAGCAAUUCUGCUACUUAUAAAUAGCAAUAUAAUCAUGUUACUCGUGUAGAAUCUUUGGAAUAUUGGUUUUAUUUCCUUUGUACAUAGAAAAUUUAAAAGAAUGUGUCAUAUAUCUUUACGAAUGCAAUAUAUAUCUUUACAGUUUUACUUGUUUUGUAUAUUUUAGUGUGGUAAUGUUGAUUGAAAGUUAUCUUAAACUUUUAAUUAUAUUUUAAUCUGUUUGCUGUUGUGAAGAGAAGUUAUUUAUUACUGCAAUUAUGCAAGUACAAAACGAGUUGAUUCGUAAAGGCAAUAUUAAUGUAUGCAAUAAGCAAUAAAUGCACAAACUGUAGUUAUAUAUAUUUUAACCUUUUAGAUGAAAUAUUUGAGUCGUUGUAGUUUUAACGCAGGAGAAUAUUUUUAGACUGAUUUAGUUAUUAAAACGUUAUGCUUUUUGUUGUAGUUGAAUAAACCAUCUGAUGAAUUA
Molecule: messenger RNA, 2986 nt
Organism: Spodoptera frugiperda (fall armyworm)
Lineage: Eukaryota; Metazoa; Arthropoda; Insecta; Lepidoptera; Noctuidae
Product: MAPK regulated corepressor interacting protein 2
Exons: 5
Coding region: 114-563 (149 amino acids)
Source: RefSeq, a predicted model, not a curated record